Molecule: messenger RNA, 2249 nt
Organism: Theobroma cacao (cacao)
Lineage: Eukaryota; Viridiplantae; Streptophyta; Magnoliopsida; Malvales; Malvaceae
Product: protein trichome birefringence-like 14
Cellular component (GO): Golgi apparatus
Molecular function (GO): O-acetyltransferase activity
Source: RefSeq, a predicted model, not a curated record
UAAGCCCUGCUGCCAGGAAGGGGACUGAAAUUAAAAGCGUUCUAAAUCCAUGGAACUGUCAUGACACUGCCAUUUGAAAGUUUGGUUUCACGUUUGCGUUGAACUUUUUUGCACCAAACAAGAGUGGAAGUGAAGUCUGUUCCUGUUGCCUCGCCCUUUUAUUUCAUGCUUCAAAAUGUCCUUCCUUUCCUUUUCUUUCUUUGUCACAGAUCCCAUACAUAAUGUAUUCAUGCCUCUACGUUCUACACCGCCUAUGCCUGGGAUUUUCCGGGACAACAAGGAGACAAGAUACUCUGUUUCAUUUUGAGGGUUGCCACUGCCCAGAAGUCAUUAUUGUUUCUUGUUGUGUCACCUUAAAGAGCAUAAGCAGAGAUGAAAACUAGAAACAAUCAUAUCUUGGGAUGGAAGCAAAUUUAUAUUGCACUUAUUGUGCUAAUUUUGAUGGCCAUACUACUACGGCAUUCAAGAAAAGGUUCCUCCGAAUCUACUAUGUCAUCAUCUCAGGAUAUGUUUACAGAGUCUUCUCUGUCAGGUGCAGAUCAGCUUCCAGAAUCUUCUCCAUCAGGUGCAGAUCAGUUCACUGAGUCUUCUUCAUCAGCUGAAAAUCACUUUACAGACCCUUCUCAAUCAGCUCAAGAUGCUCUUCUGGUUGCCCCAAAUAAUGUAUCAGUGUCCAUGAACCCAGAGGGGACUUUUGAGGAGACGAAUUCUCAUGCAACUAUGACAGAAGAAACAGAGAAUAAAGAACAGAAUUUUGAUCCUCCACCAAGGAAUUCGACAAUGUCACAUCCAUCUGGGAAUGAUAAGAGCGACUUGGAGAACACAUACUCAUCCAAGACGCAAGUCUGUAAUUAUGCACAGGGUAGAUGGGUUUCGGACAGCCAGCGCCCAUUCUAUUCUGGGUUAGGAUGUAAACGGUGGUUACCAAGUCCCUGGGCCUGUAGGCUGACUCAACGAGCAGAUUUUUCUUAUGAGGGAUAUCGCUGGCAGCCAAUAAAUUGUGAAAUGCCAGAGUUUGAGCGGUUUGCAUUCUUAAGAAAAAUGCAGGACAAAACAAUUGCAUUUGUAGGUGAUUCAUUGGGGAGGCAGCAAUUCCACUCGUUAAUGUGUAUGGCCACUGGUGGCGAAGAGAGCCCUGAAGUGAAAGAUGUGGCAACUGAAUAUGGUCUUGCCAAGCGUUCCGGAGCCAUUCGUCCUGAUGGAUGGGCCUACAGGUUCCCAACUACUAAUACCACCAUUUUAUUUUACUGGUCUUCAACGCUCUGCAGAUUAGAGCGCAUCAAUAACACAGACCCAGAUUCAAGUUUUGCCCUGCAUUUGGAUCGUGUACCAACUUUCUUGAGGAAAUUCCUACACCGUUUCGAUGUAUUGGUUCUGAAUACAGCACACCACUGGAUUAAAGCAAAAUUUAUAGCAAAUCAUUGGGUAAUGUACCUAAAUGGGAAGCCCAUAAAAUAUGGGAUGCUUAUGGAUAUGAUGAACGUGAAGAAUUUUACAGUUCAUAGGAUGGUGAAGUGGCUUGAUUCACAACUUCCCUUGCAUCCCGGCCUAAAAGCUUUCUUUAGGACCAGGUCACCAAGGCAUUUUGAUAACAAGGGGAACUGCAAUAAUACUACUCCGUUGACUGGAGGGAGUGAAGUCAUUCAAGAAGGAUCAAGUGAUAAGAUUGUUGAGACUGCUGUUAAGGGUACAAGGGUUAAUAUUCUGGAUAUAACAGCUCUUUCUGCUCUGAGAGACGAGGCUCACAAAUCCCAAUACCGCAUUUUUGGUACCUCAGCUUACUAUGAUUGUUUGCAUUGGUGCCUGCCCGGCAUUCCAGAUACAUGGAAUGAGCUCCUUGCAGCUCAAUUAUAAGAUUUGCUAUGCCAUCGGUUGAAUUCUAGUGUAUUGGUUGAAGAGUACAUAACUGCAUCUGAUCCAUGGAAAUUUACUCUCUAGGUAUUGAUAGAAAAAAAGAAGACAUUCAUUCAUGCUGCUUUUGAAUGAAUUGCAUGUGUUAUGCUCACCAUGUUGCAGAACAGAAGCCUUGUUCAUUUUUUACACACUCCUGUCAACCCAGUCUGACUAGUUGAUGAUAUCUUUCUCUUAAGCCUGUCUUUCACAUAAUUGUGUUAAAAAAGGGUGAUCUUAUUUUCAUAUGCAAUUUUUCUCUUUAGAAGCAAAUUAGUCACAUCUACUCACAACUGAAUCUUACCUAAACAUGCACUCUUGGGCAGUCUUUCAAAAGCAAGGUUGUGGCUCUUGCAACA